This is a messenger RNA of Debaryomyces fabryi, 2427 nucleotides long. RefSeq lists its product as uncharacterized. Gene Ontology annotation, cellular component: COPII vesicle coat; endoplasmic reticulum exit site. Bases 1 to 2427 code for a protein of 808 amino acids. Gene Ontology annotation, biological process: intracellular protein transport; COPII-coated vesicle cargo loading; endoplasmic reticulum to Golgi vesicle-mediated transport. The record is from RefSeq and is a predicted model, not a curated record. The transcript has a single exon. Gene Ontology annotation, molecular function: zinc ion binding; GTPase activator activity. Lineage: Eukaryota; Fungi; Ascomycota; Pichiomycetes; Serinales; Debaryomycetaceae.
AUGGAUUUUUAUCAAAGAGAAGAGAUCGAUGGGGUUAGGUUUUCUUGGAAUUGUGUUCCAAGGACAAAAUUACAGCACCAGAGAAAUGUUAUUCCAUUAGCCUCCAUGUAUACGCCGUUAAAUAACAAAUCCAGUAUUCCAGUCGCUCCUGCAAAUGAUAUGGUUGUUUGCCGUCAAUGUCGGUCAUUCAUAAAUCCAUAUGUAACAAUGACAGAACAACAACCUGAUGUUUGGUAUUGUCAGUUUUGUCAGUUUGCUAAUAGAUUGGGUCAAAACCAAAUGGCACCAUCAGGUUUAAGUCCUGAGUGCUCAACUAUCGAGUAUUCUACCGGGAGAAUGAGUAAGUUUCCACCGAUUUUUUUUUAUGUCGUUGAUACAUGUUUCGUGGAUGAAGAUUUGGAAGAUGCAUAUAAAUCGUUGAAGGAAUCGUUGGUUAUUUCGUUAUCAUUAUUACCAGAGAAUUCCUUAGUUGGGUUCGUUUCCUUCGGAAAAAAUGUACACAUUCACGAUUUGUCGUCAGAGGGAAUAGGCAAACAGCACACGUUUAACGGUGGUAAGGAAUAUACUUUAGAGCAAGUUCAAAAGUCAUUGGGCCUAUUAGCUUCCGGAUUACGCUCACAAAAUAACCAAAACUCCCAACAUGAUCCAAUAAAUGAACUUUUAGGGCCAAUUGGUAGAAAAUUUUUGCAACCUGUCAGUAUGGUUGAAUAUCAAUUGACAUCAAUCAUCGAAAAUUUGGUGUCAAAUAGAUUUCCAUAUCCAGCAAUGAAAGAAAGAGCUAGUCGCGCUACCGGAUCUGCUUUAAAUAUAGCUUCAUUGUUAUUGUCAGCAAUAUUAGGUGAUAGUGGUACUACUGGGGGUCAUAUUUUGUGCUUUGUCGGCGGUGUUUGUACGUUUGGACCCGGAAGAAUUGCUAGCACCCAAUUGAAAGAGCCUAUAAGAUCACAUAAGGAUAUAGAGAAGGCACAUCAGACAUUGCCAUCUGUUCCAAUAAAUGGAUCUAAUUCUAAGCCUGAUAUAUCUUUAGUGAAGAGUGCUAAGAAGUUCUACGAGAAGGUUACCAAACUGUUAGUAACUAUGGGAUUAAGUUGUAAUAUCUUUAUUGGAAGUUAUGACCAAAUUGGUCUCUAUGAAAUGGAUGAAAUUUGUUAUAAAACUGGUGGUGUUGUAGUGAUGAGUGAUUCUUUCAAUACUGCAAUUUUUAAGCAAAGUUUUAUUAAAUUUUUCAACAAGCAACAGGAAGAUAAUUCUGAGUAUUUGGAUAUGGCAUUCAACGCAACUUUAGAAUGUCGUACUACGUUGGAUUUACAAAUCCAAGGGUUAGUCGGGAAUGCCACAAAAUUACCUUACAGGAAGGAUAACCGAUACAUUGAACCAAUUAUUUCUAAAGUAAGUAUUGGUGAAGGAAAUACAAAUACUUGGAAAUUAUGUAACUCUAAUCCUCAAUCGACUUAUGCAAUUUAUUUCGAUAAACUCGACUCACCAUCAAUAGGAUUUAGCUAUGUGCAAUAUUUAUUCCACUAUCAACACCCAUCUGGUGAGUUGAGAUUAAGAGUCACAACCGUUCCAGUUACUGUUAUUGCUGAUACUGAUAUAACAAACUUAGAAUUAGGGUUUGACCAAGAAGCAUCCAUCGUGCUUAUUGCAAGAGAAUCAAUUAACAAAUUGCAGCCUAUUCAUGAAAAUUCAGAUAAGUCUCAUUAUGACCCAUCUGAUGUUUUGAAGCACUUAGACAAACUGCUUAUUGAUUACUGUACGAGGUAUGCUGUAUACACUAAGGGUAUGCUUGAAUCGUUUCGUUUAUCUGCCGCGUUUGCAUUAUUUCCACAAUUCAUGUACUACUUAAGGAGGUCUCCAUUCAUACGAGUUUUCAACAAUUCGCCAGAUGAAACAUCAUUCGUAAGACAUAUAUUUAUGCAUGAAGAUGUGGGAAAUUCGUUGAUCAUGAUACAGCCUACAUUAUUGUCAUAUGAUGUUGAUACUUUUGGUGCCAUUGACGAAGAGACUGGCGAGGCGAACACAGAACCAGAACCCGUUUUAUUAGAUUCAUUAUCCCUUGGCCCAAGUAAGGUAUUGUUAUUAGAUACUUUCUUCCAUAUAUUGAUCUACCAUGGCUCCAAGGUGGCUCAAUGGCGUAAGGCUGGUUACCAUACUAUGGAAGGAUACGAACAUUUCAAGGAAUUCUUAGAGGCACCUAAGCGAGAAGCCAUGGAAAUAUUAAUUGACAGAUUUCCACUUCCUAGGUUCAUUGACUGUGAUGAAGGUGGAUCUCAAGCUAGAUUUUUAAUGGCCAACUUAAAUCCGUCAACUAGCUAUGCAUCUAACCCAAAUAACAUGUAUGGGGGUCAAUUAGAUGUUUUGACUGAUGAUACAAAUUUACAGCUGUUCAUGGAUCAUGUUCAAAAAGUUAUUAUCAUGAAGAAAUAA